Molecule: messenger RNA, 3461 nt
Organism: Neopelma chrysocephalum (saffron-crested tyrant-manakin)
Lineage: Eukaryota; Metazoa; Chordata; Aves; Passeriformes; Pipridae
Gene: RAD51B
Product: RAD51 paralog B
Exons: 12
Coding region: 64-1275 (403 amino acids)
Biological process (GO): double-strand break repair via homologous recombination
Cellular component (GO): Rad51B-Rad51C-Rad51D-XRCC2 complex
Molecular function (GO): ATP binding; ATP-dependent DNA damage sensor activity; ATP hydrolysis activity
Source: RefSeq, a predicted model, not a curated record
GCCGGGGUGCGUCAGACGGUUGGGUUUCCUCCUGUUUAGGGAGCAUUUUCUGCAGAGGGGGCAAUGAAGUUUCCUUCUUGUGAAGAUGUGGAGGCCUGUGCGUCUGCGAAGUUGUUGAGGAGCAUGGCUGCUAAGAAACUAAGAAGAGCACAGUUGUCUCAGAAGCUGUGUGAGAGGCUGGGUCGCUGUCAGAUCACUACCUGUCAGGACUUUUUAUGUCUUUCCCUCUUGGAGCUAAUGAAAGUGACGGGACAGAGCUAUUAUGAAGUGCAGAAGCUUCUUUGUAAAGUCAGCCGAGCUUGUGCUCCCAAAAUGCAGACAGCUUAUGAAAUGAAACUAAGGAAGUCUGUCAGUCCCUCUUCAGCCUUUUUAUCCACCACGCUGCAUAGUUUGGAUAGAGUCUUGCAUGGUGGAGUACCUUGUGGGUCCCUCACAGAGAUAACUAGCCCACCAGGUUGUGGCAAAACUCAAUUUUGUAUUAUGCUGAGUGUUCUGGCUACACUGCCUCUAAGCAUGGGAGGACUAGAUGGGGCGGUUAUAUACAUUGACACAGAGUCUGCAUUCAGUGCUGAAAGGUUGAUUGAGAUAGCAGGAAACAGAUUCCCUACUUAUUUUGACUCUGAUGAAAAGGUGUUCUGCAUGACCCGUAGCAUUCACCUCUAUCGAGAACUGACCUGUUGCAGUGUACUGCAGAGGAUUAUGUCUUUGGAAGAAGAAAUUAUUUCAAAGAAAGUUAAACUCAUAAUAAUUGACUCUGUUGCUUCAGUUGUCAGAAAGGAGUUUGACACAAAACUUCAAGGCAAUCUGGCAGAGAGAAGUAACUUUUUGACUAGAGGAGCAUCAGUGUUGAAGUAUUUGGCAGAGGAGUUCUCAAUACCAGUUAUCUUGACGAAUCAGAUUACCACAUCGCUGAGCAAUGGCCCUGCAAUCCAGGCAGACCUGGUGUCUCCAGCUGAUGAUUUGUCCCUGUCUGAAGUCCUAGCACCAAACAGAGCGAAAACACUGAAGGAAUUAUCAAGUGAACUGAGGAGCCCCCAGAGAUCAGAGGCUGUUGGGGCUUCUGUAAGUGGGAAGAGGGAUUCUGGUUGUGUGACAGCAGCCCUUGGCAACACGUGGAGUCACAGCGUCAACACCAGGCUCAUACUACAGUAUCAUGACUUGCCAAAAAGACAGCUCCUGGUUGCUAAAUCGCCUGUUGCUCCAUUCUCCGCUUUUUUCUACACCAUUGAGAAAUCAGGCUUGGUUCUUCAGGAAAUUCUUCUCAUCUUAAAUUAGAGAAAGGAGGCCAGGAGGCCAGGGCCGGUAUUCUUUGUCUCGGUGACCCAGCAGUAACCAAACAAGGAGACUGGCAAUGUGAGUAUGAACCAGCGAUCCUGAAGCUUAGGAUCUGGAGAUUGAGAGCUCCAGGUGGAUAAACAGUGGGCCUCUGUUUCUGAUAUGGGAUGAACCCAAACCUCACAGCUCCCCACGACAAUUAUCUGGGGUCAGCUGAGAGGGGGACUCAGUACCAAAUUAUCAGUGGCACCGUUUCUCUCCUCCAGGCAGUGACACUGUGUUGAUUUGGCCUUUUCUUUCCACUCUCACAAAGCUACAGAAAGCUGUGGAGCAGACUUCUUGGACUUGCUGAGGACAAAAACCUCCUUUGCUUGCUGCAUCCUUUUUCUAAAUAGCAUGGGUGCCUGUCAGAAACAUUCUGAAACAUUGUUUGGAUUUGAUUUUUAUAUGCCUUUUCCUCUAGCAAAGUGCCUGCAAGUUCAGUACAAACAGAUGAACGGAGUCAAGCACAGCUCGUAGCCUAGCUACAUACUUCAGUCUUUGCUCUGAACUACUGAGGUUUUGGAUGAUGUCACUCUGGUCUCCUGAGGGCUGCUGUUGUCAUCAGAUAGUGAGGUCGAUAAGGCACAUGUUAUGAUGAGGCAUGCUGUUUGGUUCAAUCACAGUAUCGUGCAUGAAGUAGGAAAGAAAGCAGUGUAUUUCCUGGUACAGUACCUCGAUAAGGCUCUCGCUGCUUCAUAGGUAUUUCCACCACACUGUCCUCUCUGCUCAGCACACUGACAAUCAGAUUGCUGACAAUCUGAAAGUAGAAACAGUGGUAGGGUGCAAAACCCAGCUCCUCCACCAAAAACAUGUUUGUUUGUUUCUUUUCCUGAUCUCAAUUUCACUCUCUCUCUUUUUUCUUUCUUUUUUUUUUUUAAUUUUUAUUUAAUCAUUUACAAAGCAAGUAAAGCAGGACACAGAACAGCUGUUAAGAGCUGGAUAAGGUACAGUCAGUUUCUGGAGGAGCUUUUUUCACAGUCCCUCAUUCCCCAGUGCAUUUGGAAAGCACCUCAAAUCUAGCACAACCUGUGAGUUAGGGGCCCUUGGCUGGAUUUGGAGGCUCCAGCCCUCAACAGCAUUUGUUUCCAUACUGCUCAGAUGCUUGAUCUUGAAUUGUGGUUUCUUCCUCUCUUCCUGGCUUACUUCAUAUUGAACAUUAUGAUUUGUUUUACUAGCAGACCAACAGACUGAUAGCAGUUCAAGGCCCAGUUCCAUAUGUCAGAUGCCACUGAAAAGGAGUUGGUACACUACCUUUACCUGGAGCUGGACUGGAUUUUACUUUUUUAGUAUUCAUGUUUCUUGUCCACUUUUUGUAUUUUACUUAGAUGGAGCAGAGGAACAGGCUGGAUCCCUGAUCACCCCUCAUUGCCACCUGUGGGGAAGAGUCAUGGCAGCCCUAGUCCUACCAGUGGGAGCACAUAGAAUAGAUGUGCAAAAGUUGAAGUAAUCCACACAUCUGCUAGCUCUGGCCUUUUCACAGUUAAUCUCUAUGUACUAGAAAAGGAGGAAUAAUGUAUUUUUUUAAAAUCCUAAUUGUACAAAUUAUCAUCUUGGACCCCACUGUCUACCAGUUUUUAAUGAAGAAAGAGUCCAUAUCACUACCUAAACUCGCUGACAGAAAUAAAGUGCAGGUACCAUUGCUGGAACAGUGUCUACCUGAUUUUGCUGGUUGUCCAGCUCAUCUAUCCUUAUGGGUAUUUAGAUCCAUAGUUUCUAUAUUAGCAACUAAAAUAAGAUUUUAUUGCAUUUUUUUCCCUGUAGAUACACUAGGCAUCUAGUCUAUCCUCUUUCCUUACUGCAACUGGAAACCAGAUUCUUGGUGCUGAAAUCCUAACACAGGUCAAGACCAAUUCCUAAAAUCACCCAUCCUGCCUUUCAGCUUCCAGAUGAGAGAGGUGUUAUGGGACAAUAUUUUACUUGCAGUACACCCAGAGGUAAUUUGACAUCCCUGAGUGAGGAUCAUCACUGCUUUGUCAAGGGGCCUCCUUUCCAGUGCAGAACUUGAUUCUAAAAUGCUGGUGAUGUGGUGGCCACUGGUGAGGGAUGCUGGAUGAUUUAGUUGAUUUAAAUAACUUGACAGAGUUAUUCAGAAUGGUGAAGCAGCACACGGUGAAAGGCUUGCUGUGCUUUUCUAUACUGACUAA